This is a messenger RNA of Neoarius graeffei (lesser salmon catfish), 582 nucleotides long. RefSeq names its product C-type lectin domain family 3, member A (gene clec3a). The record is from RefSeq and is a predicted model, not a curated record. The transcript is spliced from 3 exons. The coding region runs from base 1 to 582 and encodes 193 amino acids. NCBI's taxonomy places the organism in Eukaryota, Metazoa, Chordata, Actinopteri, Siluriformes, Ariidae.
AUGGCUUUUCCUCACUUGUUUCUUCUCUUCUUGCUGUCUUGCACCCUGCUUAAUCAUGGAUAUGCUCGUCCUAACCGCUCCAGGAAAGCUGUUGCAGGUCGAGGAGAUGACAAUAUGAAGGCGCAAAUUGAUAAACUAUGGCAGGAGGUCAACUCCUUGAAGGAGAUGCAAGCGCUGCAAACAGUUUGUCUUCGUGGCACCAAAGCUCACAAGAAGUGUUACCUGGUCAUUGAAAAGCCCACGCAUUAUCAUGAAGCCAAUGAGGACUGCAUUGCUCAGGGCGGAACCUUGGCCACGCCCCGAAGCCUGAGGGAAAACAACGAUCUACGAGACUACGCCAAACUCAGCUCACCAGGCACCAAAGACUUCUGGAUAGGUGUGACCGAUAUUGUUCAAGAAGGCCAGUACGUCGAUGUCAACAGCAUGCCCAUCACCUACUUCAACUGGGAUCGUUCUAAGAAGGAGCCGACAGGAGGAAAACGACAGAGCUGUGCCGUGCUGUCGAUCCCAGCACAGGGCAAGUGGCAUGAUGAGGUGUGUCGCACUGAGAAGAGAUACAUAUGUGAAUACCUCAUUCCUUAA